AUGCUGAUACCAUCAGUUGCAUCAUUGGCUAUAUUUGUUUUGUCAUGGUGGGUAUGGAGAACUUUGAAGUGGGUUUGGUUUAAACCUAAGAUGCUUGAGAGUUACCUGAGAAGACAAGGUCUUGUCGGAACUCGUUACACGCCUCUUGUUGGAGAUGUGAGAAGGAGUUUUAGCAUGUUGAAGGAAGCAAGUUCGAAACCGACGAAAUUAACGGAUGAUCACAUCUCACUUCUCAUGCCUUACUCCUUGCAAAUGCUCAACACUUAUGGACCAGUACCAGUCAUCACAAUAAUGAAUCCAUAUCUGAUCAAAGAAGUGUGUAACAAAGUUUAUGAUUUCCCCAAGACACACCCGUCUCCUUUGUUUGCAUUGAUAACCGAUGGACUCGCUACUUCUGAUGGAGAUAAAUGGGCGAAACAUCGGAAGAUCAUCCACCCGGCGUUCCAUUUUGAGAAGAUCAAGAAUAUGGUUCCUGCGUUUUAUAAAAGCUGCAGCGAGCUUGUGUGCGAAUGGGACAAGUUAGUUUCAAGUAAAGGAUCGUCGUGUGAAGUUGAUGUUUGGCCAUGGCUAGUGAAAUUGACCGGGGAUGUGAUUUCUCGAACCGCUUUUGGUAGCAGCUACAAAGAAGGACAGAGAAUAUUCACACUACAAAUGGAACUAGCACACCUCAUUAUACAAGCUCUUGGGAAGAAUUAA
Molecule: messenger RNA, 696 nt
Organism: Arabis nemorensis
Lineage: Eukaryota; Viridiplantae; Streptophyta; Magnoliopsida; Brassicales; Brassicaceae
Source: the annotation of a GenBank genome assembly